UCGCGUACCAUCGUCGCGGCGCGCGGUACGUUUCGCCGGCGUUCCAUCGGUCGUUUUCACCGCGUUUUCACCUACCUGACUCCCGGCAACAAAAUCUCAUCCCGCGAAAAAAAUCGGCGCGAAAGGAUCUCGCGGUUGAAGGGAUCCACCGCAAUGAUGCUGUACACGCAUUAUCAUCUCCUCCGGGAUCCAAGGGUCGGGAUCUCGAUGAUCGCGCGCGAAUCCUGAUCGAAUUUCUCGCGCUUCGACCGACCGUGAGAGUGUGCGAAGUGAAAGUGCUGAGAAGGUAAAGGGGAAAAAAAAUAGAAACGAGAGAAGAGGGAAACGAGGCGAUCGACGCGAUAGAGAGGAAUACACGAAGGAAAAGUGACGGGGAUAUAAGCCGACGACGGAGUGCAUGGAGUCGCGCUGUAGCCGGCGCGUCGAAAUCGCGGCGGGGUUCCAUCGGUCUCGCGGAACGGCGUGCGGCGACGAUGAUGCGGUGCCCCGGUGAUGAGGGAGAUCCGAAGCCAGAGUGUGUUGUUAUGCGCGAGUGUGUAGGUUCACCGGGAGCACGCAGCAUGUCAUCGUCGUCGUCCUCGUCAUCGUGAUGCCGUUUGUGAUGCGAAAAGUGGAGCCGCGGCACCUGUGCCGCGGCCACGUGCCGGGGGGCUCGCAGCCGGGUUGGCCGGUGGGCGCCGAGCUCGAGGCGGUGGCGAACGGUGCCUUGACCAGCUCCCUCAAGCAGCUGGCCUCCCUGCUGACCGUCGCGGAGGACAUCUUCGCGGGUCUCACCGCCGAACUGGGCCAGGUCGCCGAGAGGAGCGGUCACCUGCGUCGCAAGAUCGACAAGAUCGAGGAGCGACUCGGCACCGUUGAUCCCAAGAAAAUACCAGUCCCGGAAUCGGAUAUCUGCACUUUCGCGGCGAGGACGGAACAUUUUCACGUCACGAAUAAACCAUCGACGGGACUGUUCACGGCGGACACAAGGCCGAAAGCCCUGAGGGAACUGUACGAGCUCGCUGCCAUAGUCGCCGUCCGAAGUUUGGAUUCCUUGAGGAGGGAUGGCAGCUCGAUGGAUAUGUUCCUCUGUACACCCGUCCUUGGAAAGAGGCGGCGGGAUCACAGCCUCGACAUCGAGUCCAGAGUCCCGGCUGCUAUCGAAGAUCUGCGAAGAUGGACAUCCGCCGAGGCUCUCGGCGACAUUACCGUACCGCCGGACUGUUCGUCCAGGAUUCUGGGCGACACAACCAGCGACGAUGCCGUCGAUCACAAGCUACCAAGCCCCGAGGAACAGGUUCAGGCUAUCGCGCUCAAAUUCCCGGCGGAAAUCGUAGCGGUGGAUGUGAGCGGACGCGGUUUCGCAAGAAUGUCGAUGAGGAGGAAGUCCUUGCUGUCAGGGCCAGAGACACAGGAAACGGCGGUGAAAAGGAGAUCGCGGCCACGCAGACCAAGAGGAAAGAGACGAAACACGAUCGCUGGUACCGAUCAGAAAGAGAUUCGACAAGCUAUUGGAGGGGAACCGACUGGCGACGAGCCCGAGGAGACGGUGCCAAGCGCCACGACAAGAGCUCAUCGCUCGGCGAGCACGGACAUCCUGGGCGCCACGAAGAAAGAUUCGCCCACGGAAAAGAAGUCGCAUUUUAAUACGCUGAAAGCUUGGGGCAUGUCCAGAUUGAAACUGAUCAGUCCAAAAUCGAGUCAGCAACAGCAAGAAACUACGACGACGAUCAGCGCGGCGGAAAGAUGCGAGCAAGCUCAAGGUCAGACGAGAUCGCCGGAGGAGAUCAACAUCUAUGAAACGGUUACCACGAGACGCAGGAGAGAUAAAUCGCACGAAAGGAAGCCUAGCUCGUCCAGCUCGAGCGGCAAGAGCACGGCGAGCAUACCGGUGUCGGUGCCGAGCACGGACAACAAACAGCCGAGCGUGAAAUUACGCGAGAGCGCCGCUCAGAGAAGAGAGCGGCGGAAGGGCAGCAACCGCGACGACGCCCCGCACUCGAGCUCCGGGAACUGGAGCGCCUCGUCCGAGAGCGGAAGGGCCAGCAUAGGUAGCGAGACCACCACUACUACGCAUCAACCCAGAUCCACGACGACAGCUUCGAUUGGCACGUCCUCCACUUCCUUAAGUCACAUGAGGCGACUCAAGGGAAGAGACACCUCGGCCUCGUCCUCGGUAACCUCCGAAGGUACCUUAACCCCGGAUAUCAUACAGGAUAUCACGGUGGUGCCCUUCUCCGACGACGGUGAGACGUCGUCGGUGUACUCCUGCGAUACGGAAGGAUAUUAUACUUCGUUCCACAUGGAUUCAGGUCUCAAAACGCUCAGGGAGGAGGAACUGGUGCCGCAGAGUCCUUUAAUCAAGUCUAAUGACAUCAGUUCGGACCCUACCUCGCCAGUUAUUGAGAACGAGUACGAACUGUUUGGCAGAGGAUCAACUUCUACAACGACUAGCUCAGCCGGAACAGUUUGCACCGCGCUUAUGGCACCACCACCUCCGGAACGCAAAUCCAGCCUCACGGUUGUUGCUAUGGUUCACGGUCAAAAUCAAAACGGCGGCGAAUCACCCGAUAGUGGUCACAAUACGUCCUCUUCUCCCGUUGAAUCCGCCUCGAGUCCUGCCUGCACCGGUCGAUCAUGCUCCGAGUUUGAGUACUCGGAGUCCAGCGAUCUGGAGGGUUGCGAGCGAAUCGAGAGGAUCCGCUCGAAGACGGCGAUCACGACCAGCCGAAUUCCCUCGAUGUGCGUAAUCACGCCACCAGUGUCCGACGACGAGCACGCGAGAGAGACAGACCAAUGCGAGAAGAAAACAAUUGAAUCGUCGAGAAGAAUUGGCCUUCAAAGCGGCGGAUCAGUGUUGAUGUCCGCCACCGUCGGCACUUCCAAGAUGGAGGUGAUCAACGGCCAAGAUAAGAAUCUGUACGCCACCGUGCAGGUGUUGCCAGCAGUCGCCAACAACGACAGACCGAUCGCGACGACGAGUCAAUCGUCAUCGUCGUCAUCAUCGACGAUCAAGAUCAGUCCGCUGAGCGGUGUCCUGGGAAAGCUUCGCGGCGUACUUCCGGGCAAGAAGCACGCCACGAAGAACGGCGCCGUGCAGGAGCUGUCAAACGCAGACUCCGGCGACUAUGUGACCAUAGCCGACGUGAGGAACAACAACGACAAGCGUCCCGCGGGCCUGCCCUCGUCUUCGUCAUCAUUAUCGUCAUCAUCGUCAUCAGGCAUGACCACCGUCCGACCUACCGUUACCUAUGCUAAUUCCGACAUCUUCAAAAGAGACGCUGAGUAUGUGAGUCUAAGCGAAUUGCCGAAGAAACCGGACUCGUCAUUGGAGAGGAAAAGACAGGGCGCCCGAGUUACUUUGGAUUCCGAAGGCAAAGUCGUCUAUUCAUCCGAUAGUUUAAAAAGAAGGAAAGGAGCACACACGACGUUUAAUCCAGGCCCUUUUGUGAGGGAAGGAAUAUCACCUAGCCCGUCGCCGUUGCUUCAUCGCGCGACGCCAAACGUCCGCGCCGUCACAAAGACCGGCGAUACCGUGGACGGUUCGAGCGUCCGAACAUCCACGCCGCCAACAUCCCCUCAGCUGGGCAAGCUGAUCAUUCGAGCAGCGCGGAGUCCGGAUCGCGCGGCCAGUCCGGAUUACGUGCGCACGCCGGCAACCGUGGUCGGCCCCACAAACCCGACCAGUCCCCACAGACAGUUCCGCGGGGCUUACGUCAACGUGCAAGGCGACGAAGACAACACUUUACUGGCGAUACCUUCGGAAUCGGUACCGCCGCAAACAAUCGUUCAACCGCCGCCCUAUAUCGCCCCGCCGAAACCCGAGGAUCGGCAAAAGUCGCAAAACAGGUAUCAAGAUAUCUUGAAGGACUCGCAGCCGCCAAAUCUGCGAGCAUAUCCCGAGAAUGAGAAGCAACCGAUCGCGGACCAGAAACAAUCCUAUACGCAGGAGAUAUUCGAUCCCCAUCAAAAUGUCCAGCUGUACGACAAUCGUAAGAAUUUGUUCGAUCAGCAGCGGAUGUCGAACUAUGAAUACCAACAAGUCCGCAACUAUGAGACGGUGCACAUGCACAACGCAAGGAACCAGCAGCUCAGAGACAUCGAUCAACAGCAGUUUUACACCCUGCCAACGAGGAGGCCUCAACGAGAAGUCGAGCCGCCUCGCAGCGUCACCCCGGACAUCACCAGAGGUCUGGGACGCGGUUCUCUCAGCAGCAUGCACAUGCUGGCAAAACAGGGCCAACAAAGGGUCACGAGUGCGGAGAAUGAGCAGAGUCGACGAGGUGGCCACGUGGACGUGGGAAGUAGGAACUUGGAGCAAGCGGAGACGAGAGGCAAAUUCGUGCAGAGUCAAUCGCAAUCGAUUGUGGAUGUCAGAAAUAGGUUCGCAACGCCUCUAAAUUUAGCUGCACUUGGCUAUCGAUUCUCCGCAUCUUCGCCCGCUAAUGAUCCUCUUACGAAAUCUCCUAACGCGGACGUUCUACGGAAUAAUCCAAUUUCGCCGAUCGGCCACGGCUGUUACAAUAACGGCUUCAAAUCGUCCACUCCUACCGACCAUCACGGGCGAUCGGCGCCAACCGUGGCGGAACGUCUAGCUUUAACCGCCACCGCCGGCAAUAAUUGCUCGUCGCCGACACCGGUGAGUGGUUCCUCGGGUAGAAGCACUCCCGUCCAGACCUCUUCCGGUAGGACGACGCCGACCAAUCUGAUCCUGUCGCCUACUAAAAGCACUAUGUCCAACGAGGAGUUAUUCGCCGCGAUCCACAAGUCGAAAAAGCGACUCAACAUCAGGCUCAACGAGAACGAAAACGAUAAUCUGUCGCUUUGCGGAUCGAUGAACUCCCUGGUGAAGACACCGGCUGGUACCAGACACAGCUGGAGCCCGGAAUCUCACCAGAAAACUGCUGAGGUACCGACCAACAUGCAAUCGCCUACGUCACGGAUGGACUUCAAACGUUUGCUUCUUCAGCAAAGCGUAAAGACGAGUCCUAUGCGACUGUCGGCAGCGGAGCAAUUGAAACUGUCGCGCCAACAAUGUCAACAACAACAGCAACAAUCGUCACCAAACCCUCACCAGAGUCCUCUGGCCAAGAUUCUGAGUCCACGCUCGGUCUGGAGGUUUCAAACACCGAGAACCGACGUUCUCUCGUCCACCAUAAUCGAGGACACCGCAGCGGAAGAGAAAGCUAUGAAACCAUCGCCGGAGAACACGUCUCCCAUCUCAAGACUGAAUCUUAGAAGACAAUUAGAUCUCUGCACUGACCUAGCGAGUCAUCUGCGUAUCGUCGAUCAGGAGAGCAAAGUCGCGAAUGUCAACGAUAGGCUAAUGGCAAGCAAAAUGUCUAAUGCGAACGAACUCGAUCUUGAUUCAACAAUCAAAUUACUGAAUCAAAAUAACAAAACUCAAGAACUAAUCACAAAUGCACCUGAUGAUCUUGCACGAACCGCGUCUCCCGAGAAAAUUGCGAUAACCGGUCAAGAUAUUUCGUCCUUGACUUCCCGAAAUGACAUCAGUACGACGAUACAGUAUUCGAAGAAUUCGCUUGAACCCAAAAAUCAGAAUCCCGUGAACGCUCUCGAGUCGCGGAGGAUCAGCAAUCAAUUGGCAAGAGCACAGUUCCUAGCUAGCACACCUACUAACACCAAUUCGUCGCAGAAUUUUUACUUCAGCAAGAGAUUCAGAGCGCGAUCAGAAUCUCCGCAACACGCUGUGACGCAAAACGUUGCAACACGUAGCCCAAGUGCUCCUACUCUCGAAACCGCUUUAUGAUCCGAAAAUACAUCGAUAAUUAGGACAACGGUUUUACGCCAGAAUAAGAAUAUAGCUCUUCAUUAUUGUGACAUAUAAACUGUAUAUAUUGGCCCUUUUCUUAAUACUUUAAGAAGUCAAAUUUUAGUAAAUUGGAUGUUGCUGAAAUGUAUAUAAAAUAUUUAUAUACAUAUAAGAUAUUGUUAAUUAAAAUUAAAAUCAAUUUAAUUUUACUAUAAUAUUACAAUUAUUUUAUCCAUUAAUGAAGAGUUAAUAUCAAGGACAAAUAGUUUGAACAUUUAAAUCUGUUUAAGAAAGUUAAAAAUGAGCGGUUUAAAUCGAAUUUUCCUAAUUACAACAACUCGCAUUUACUAAGAGACAAUAAUUUAUAAACAUUAUAUAUGGUAAUAAAGCGGGAAUUAGUAUUACCCAGUAUUGCAAGAAACCUCUUGCAAAAGUAGAACAUUUAAAGUGCAAAAAUAUCAUAAUUCACACUCUGCCAAUCGGAUAUAUAAAAUAUGUUAUACAAUAUAUAAUAUCACAUUGCAUAAUGCAUAAAAUAAUUUCACUCUACACAUAAAUUUUACAUACGUAAUUCAAUCAAAUCAUAAGCAAUAUUCUUAACGCUAAUAAUCUCAAUCGCGUGCCUAUUUGAUAUAAUCGUUUUAUAAAAAAUAUAUAUAUUUGCAUUGUAUAUAUAUAAAAGGAUACUAUAAAUAUAUUCUCGAAUUGAGACGAUGCCGUAGAUGUUAAUACAUCGGUAUAUUUAUAUGAUGUAUUCAAUAUUUUCUCAUUCUUUAUACUAAAUAAGCUUUCUUCAAUUUUGUAACGAAGAAAGCAGUUUGAUCUUUGCACGAUCUCAACAUUCACGAUCAAAGACCUUUAAACAGUUUAGAGAAUUAAGUGAAUAUAUAAUCUCAUCUCGAUAUAUAUUCUUAAAUACAAAAAGCAAAUAAUACUAUACUCUUCGCUAGUGAUGCACAAGAUCUCGCGGAAUUUUAUCUGCGACACGAAAAAAAACGUGACAAAUUUUUUUUGUAUUUCUAUAUAAUAAGAAACUCAUAUAAAACCUAUCGUUACCUUUAUUCUCUCAAAUUAAAAUAUUAUAUACAGUAUUUUAACCAUGUUUGGGUUAAUUAAUAUUAUU
Molecule: messenger RNA, 6875 nt
Organism: Formica exsecta
Lineage: Eukaryota; Metazoa; Arthropoda; Insecta; Hymenoptera; Formicidae
Gene: gukh
Product: mucin-4
Exons: 11
Coding region: 590-5749 (1719 amino acids)
Source: RefSeq, a predicted model, not a curated record